AUGUAUCGCUCCGAGAUUUCGAAGCCUCAUUUGGAGAAUCCGAAUCUGAUCGACAGAAUCAUCGUUAUUAUUCUGCCAAACUAUUUCUACGAGUACGAGACUGUUCUACAGCAUUUGAUCAAGGAAAACUUUGGAAUCAUCGAGGUGAGUGAAGAGAUUCCGGAGAGAAACGGAGGGAAUGAUGCAUCCGUCAGAAAGAGGUGAAACAUUUCAAAAAAGAGGAGGUGAUCGAGUGGAAGAGUGCCGAUCUGGAGUCCCAGGACGUCUGGGGACUUUCCGAGAGGCUCACCGACGGUCCGUGCAUGCUCCUGCUCUGUCAGAGAGCCAACGCAUUCUUGGAAAUGAGGGAAUUGGCGAGAUAUCACAAUGCCAUUGCACUGAGGUAAAUAUUCAGUCGUUGAGCUAUUUUCGAUAAGAUAUGUGCAUCAGAAUGAGCUCGAAUGACGGACUUUACUUCUCCAAAACUACCGUCGCUGCAUAUCACGACAUUCUUUUCUUCUUUACGAAAUGUGAGCAAUGAGAUCCCAAAUAAGUUCCAGAAACGUCUUCCAGAUAUUGACGAGAAGACCGUUCUCAAACAUGCAAAAGAUUAUCUUUCUGUGGAAGUGUGGCCGAAACUGAGCGAAGGAUUGGCUCGUGUGGCCGUAGAGCGCCCAGAUAAUCCGAUUGUCAGUUUCGUCCCUUUUCCAAACGUAUAUGCAUUCCAAGCUUUUUCAGAAAUGGCUAGCCGAUUAUCUUCUAAAAAUCCGUCAAUAA
Messenger RNA from Caenorhabditis sp. 36 PRJEB53466, 756 nucleotides. The record is from the annotation of a GenBank genome assembly. NCBI's taxonomy places the organism in Eukaryota, Metazoa, Nematoda, Chromadorea, Rhabditida, Rhabditidae.